AUGCCGGACAGCACGCUGACCGAGGAGCUGCUGACGCACAGGGCGGAAGCAAGCGAUGCAGCGAUCCACGCUGAUCUCAAGACACAGGCAGUCCCAGUUUUGACGGGCAUCAGCCUCCUCACGGCGGUCCUGGCAGGUUGUUUACUGCUGCUGGCGCCCGAGCUCCUAACCAUGGGAGUGUUGGCCUACUGUCUGGGGCUCAGACAUGCUGUCGAUGCAGACCACAUCGCUGCGAUCGACAACGUCACUCGGAGGCUCACCACCGGGGGAAGGCGGCCUGUUACUGUGGGGUUCUUCUUCGCUUUGGGCCACUCGACGGUCGUCGUAAUCGUGUGCGCGCUGCUGGCGCUGCCGAGCCCGCAGGUGCAUGAAGCCGUGAGGAAAUUGGAGUCGAACGGUGGCAUGGUUUCAGCAAUCUUUUCCGGCGGCUUUCUAGUGGUGAUAGCUGUUAUCAACUUCGUUCUGCUUCUGUCGAUGGGACGGUCUUGGAAGGAUGAUGGAAGAUAUGCCAACCAUCAUCAUGCCACUGCAGGGUUCUACACCACCUGCUGUCCGGGCUUGUUCAGUGGCAUUGCAGCUCCCUGGCACAUGUUUCCAGUUGGAUUUGCCUUUGGCUUGGGCUUCGAGACCUCAAGCGAAGUGGCCGUGCUUGCCAUGGUUGGCCUUUCACACAGUCUUGAGAAUCCAGCAUGGGUGAUGCUUCUCCCACUCAUGUUCUUGGUCGGGAUGUGCCUCAUAGACACUGCCAAUGGGAUCCUCAUGGCGUGGGUUUAUGGAUCAGGCAAAGAUGGCAACAAGCAGAGGCUGUAUUACAACAUGGUCGUGACGGCAACGUCGGCUGCGAUCGCUCUCCUUGUCGGUGUUUUGGAGCUGCUGGGGGUUUUAGCAACUUGUGAAGAUCUUCAUGGUGCCAUUUGGGAGUUUAUCACGAAGCUCAACAAUGACUUUGAGACGGUGGGAAUCGUGAUUGUUGUCUUCUUUCUGACGCUCUGCAGAAAGAGCUCAACCUGA
Symbiodinium sp. CCMP2592 is the source of this 1011-nucleotide messenger RNA. Lineage: Eukaryota; Dinophyceae; Suessiales; Symbiodiniaceae. The record is from the annotation of a GenBank genome assembly.